This is a messenger RNA of Sclerotinia borealis F-4128, 846 nucleotides long. The record is from the annotation of a GenBank genome assembly. NCBI's taxonomy places the organism in Eukaryota, Fungi, Ascomycota, Leotiomycetes, Helotiales, Sclerotiniaceae.
AUGUCAAUCGAUAAUGAACUUCAAGAUCCCUUGAUAGAAGAAGUGGAAGUCCCAAUAGCCCGAUCUGGACCUGAAAAGUCUAUCAAAACCAGUCCGAAGAAGAGAAAGCGAGGAGGAAAUCAUGAUCAGGAGGUUCCUAAACAAAAAGUUGACGAAGCAGGGAAGAAAAGGAAGUACAAUCCUUUCGACAACGAGGAUGUUGAUGUCGAAGCUGGUCUCAACAAUGCGAUUGCGAAAAUGAAUGACCAUUUACUGGUUGAUUAUGUCUCGAGCCAGACGAGGAGAUAUGAAAGUGAUCUCAGUUCCGUUGAAUUAGAAGAUCGAUAUUUGCCAGUAUCUGCUGUUCAGGAUACUACAUCGUGGACGAAACCACGAACUCUCGAUAAUCUGCCCGAGUUCUUGGAGAAAUUUUCUGGUAAUCCAACAAAACUUUGGUCUGCAUCGAAGAAGAAUGGAUCACCGCAUACAAUCAUUGUUACUGCUGCGGGUCUCAGAGCAGCCGACAUCGCUAGAGCUGUACGGAAAUUCCAAACCAAAGAUGUGAAAGUUGCAAAGUUGUUCGCAAAACAUAUCAAGCUGAAGGAUUCAAUAGGAUUUCUCAAAUCUUCCAGGACCGGGAUCGCUGUCGGUACACCUCAGAGAUUGAAGGACUUGAUGGAUGAAGGUUCACUUGCGGUCGACAGGUUGGAGAGAAUUGUCAUUGAUGCUUCUCAUAUUGAUCAGAAGAGGAGGGGCAUACUCGAAAUGAAAGAGACACAAAUACCUUUAACGACCUGGCUUGGCCAGAAACCUUUCAGAGAUAGAUAUGAAGGUUCUACUGAUAAGUUGGAACUUUUCUUUUACUGA